GCCGCUGCAGCGAAAGUCACACAGACUCACCAACAGGCAGUGUAGUCGAUCACCGAUAGUCACCACAGUCAGCGACAGCAGGGACGACCCAACAGUUACACGAACCUGUUCGAAGGCUCAAGUCACAUACUAGUUCGCUCGGACAACGCUUUCACAUUUGGAUCUUAUGGCUGAGAGUGAGGAUAUCUUUCUCAGGGCUGAACAUCGGACUUUCAGCGGACUGACUGAAGAUGCAGAGCGUGAGUGGACGGGACCAUUUUGCUUCAUCCAGGCCGCCGACCCCCAGCUCGGGCUGAUGAAGGCCUGGAGAGAGGGCGACUGCGACGGCGGAGGGGACGAGUGGGCCGAGGAGGUCGAGCUCACCAAGCAGGCCGUGGAGGCGGUAAACCAGCUCAGACCCAGGCCCAGGUUCAUGGUGCUGUGUGGCGACCUGGUCCAUGCCAUGCCAGACACCCCAUUCAGAGAAGGUCAGGAGCGAGACCUGAAGGUGGCCUUGAAGGGGACAGAUCCCUCCAUCCCGCUGGUGUUUGUCAGCGGGAACCAUGACCUGGGAAACACCCCCACUCCUAGGACACUGGAGCAGUACUGCAGUGCUUGGGGAAAUGACUAUUUCAGCUUCUGGGUGGGCGGAGUCUUUUGCCUGGUUCUGAACUCCCAGUUGUUCUACGACGCCUCGGCCUGCCCUCAGCUGAAGGAGGCCCAGGAGACGUGGCUGGAGGAGCAGCUGAGCAGAGCUUCCUCCCCAACGGAACCCAAACCCAAACACAUCCUGGUGUUCCAGCACAUUCCUCUGUACCUAAAGAGCCCCGAUGAGGAGGACAACUACUUCAACCUGCAGAGGGAAGUCAGACAAAAUCUGCUGGACAGGUUCAAGAGGGCAGGGGUGAAAGCGGUGUUCUCCGGCCAUUAUCAUCGAAACGCCGGCGGUUGCCACGACGGCCUGGACAUGGUCGUGAGCUCGGCCAUCGGGUGUCAGCUCGGCGAGGACACCCACGGCCUCAGGGUGGUCGUAGUGACCGCCGACGACAUCGUCCACCGCUACCACAGUCUGGAGCAGCUGAGCGUGCACGGCAUGGACGAGGACCUCAGGAAGCUGCUGCAGGUCUGAAGGCCAAAGGAGGGAAAAUCUGAAAAAACUACAACAAUUUGGGUUUUCAGUGAAUUGUUUUUUGUUUUAUAGCAUUUUGAGCCCCUGUUCUUAGAGGCACUCAAGAAGGUUUUUGGAGACUGGCGCGUUGGUCAACACGUCAGCACAUAAGAAUGUGAGAUAUUAAAUUCAUUCAUACUGU
Molecule: messenger RNA, 1289 nt
Organism: Sander lucioperca (pikeperch)
Lineage: Eukaryota; Metazoa; Chordata; Actinopteri; Perciformes; Percidae
Gene: cpped1
Product: calcineurin-like phosphoesterase domain containing 1
Exons: 6
Coding region: 167-1108 (313 amino acids)
Molecular function (GO): hydrolase activity
Source: RefSeq, a predicted model, not a curated record